AUGAGUGGCCGGCUCCUGCUCCUCGCCAUGCUCCCUGCGCUCCUGGGCCCCCCGGCUGCCAUGGCGCAGAAGAGGAACCAAGCGGUGUGCGAGGAUGUGUUGGAGGCCGACAUUGUCUUCCUGGUGGACGGCUCGUCCAGCAUCGGCAGGAACAACUUCCGUGCCGUCCGCACCUUCAUGGACGACCUGGUGGGGCCCUUUGUGCAGGUGGUGGGUGAGAAGGCGGUGCGCUUCGCCGUGGCGCAGUACAGUGAUGAGCCGCGGGUGGAGUUCCCCUUCUCCCAGCACACCGAUGGCACAAGCGUCCGGAGGGCCAUCCAGCAGCUGAGCUACAAGGGUGGCAACACACGGACUGGUGCCGGCUUCCGCUAUGUUGCUGACAAGUUCUUCGGCCCCACGCAGCUCCGGCCUGGGGUCCCCCAGAUCUGCAUCCUCAUCACGGAUGGCAAGUCCCAGGAUGAUGCCGAGGGGCCGGCAGCAAAGCUGAAGAGUCAGGGCAUCAAGGUCUUUGCCGUGGGGAUCAAGAACGCUGACCACAAGGAGCUGAUUCGUGUGGCCUCGAUGCCCACCGAUGCCUUCUUCUUCUACGUCGGUGACUUCAAGCUGCUGGGGACGCUGGUGCCACUGAUGACACGCAGGGUGUGCACGAGCGUCGGGGGCACCCUACGCCUGCUGGGAGCAGCCCAGGGGGAGGAGAAGAGCCUGGGGGCCAGCGCGCAGUCAGCCACACUGAGCAACCUGCGCCCUGAUACUGAGUACGUGGUGAUGCUCCGACCCCGCUACGUGCAGCAGCCCGCUGUCCCCGCCACCCUCACCGCCCGGACACCGGUGGGCACCGUGUCGGACCUGCGGCUCGUCGAAGAGGCGGGCAGGCGGGUGCGGCUGGGCUGGACCAGCGUCCCCGGUGCCACCGAAUACAAAGUGGUAGUGCGCAACAACCAGGACGGCACAGAGAGGACAAGGCGCGUCCCGGGCAGCCAGACGGGGCUGGAGCUGGGUGACCUCCGGGAGGGCAUCGCCUACCUGGUGCGUGUCUCAGCGCUGGUGGGUGGCCGGGAGGGCAGCGCCGCCACGCUCACCGUCCACCUUACAGCUGGGGGGCAGACGGGGCGGACGCUGCCCAGCGCUGCCAGCUCCCAGGAGGUCUCCGGGCUGCGUCUGGGCCAGCGCUACACCUUCACCCUCCGUCCACUCCUGGGUAGCACGGCAGGCGCCGAGACCUCCGUCAGUGAGCGCACAGUCUGCAGGGAUGCCCGCGGUGACAUUGUCUUCCUGGUGCACGGCACCCGUGACAGCUCCUCCAGCGCUGAUGCUGUCCGCACCCUCCUCUCCAACACCGUGUCAGCCCUGGGGCACCUGGGCCCUGAGGGCACCCAGGGCCGCCAUGGGCUGCCUGGCCCUCCAGGACCCGCGGGGCCACGGGGUCUGCCGGGAGAGAGUGUCGAGCGGCCAGGCAAGAAGGGGGACAGGGGAUUCCCCGGAGCUGAUGGGACACCAGGAAGCCCCGGCCGCCCCGGGAACCCCGGAUCCCCCGGCCAGCCGGGCACCCAGGGCAUCCCCGGCCCUCGAGGGGAUCCUGGACCGCGGGGGCCGAUGGGUCUUUCUGGCCCAAAGGGGGAGAAAGGCGAGCCGGGAGAGCCCAGGGUGAUCGUUGACGGAGGACAGGGGCUGCCAGGCCGGAAAGGGGAGCCGGGCACACCGGGGGAGAAGGGUGACCGAGGGGAGAGGGGUCCCCCCGGACUUGUGGAUGGGGCAGCACCUCGAGGGGAGCCCGGCCCUGCGGGCCUGCCUGGGGACCCUGGGCCCCGGGGACCUUCCGGGCCCCCCGGCCUGAAGGGAGAGAAGGGUGAUGGCAAAGAAGGUUUCCCAGGGCCGCCCGGCCACCCUGGGGACCCAGGAGAUCGGGGCCCUCGGGGACCACCGGGGGAGCAGGGCAGGAAGGGGGACCGUGGCGUGCCAGGACCUGAGGGUGAGAAGGGUGAUCCGGGACCACCCGGCAAGCCGGCUCCCAGCGUGGCCGGUGUUGGAGGAGAGAAGGGUGCCCCUGGCGUGAGCAUCCCGGGGCCGGCCGGCCCCAAAGGCGAGCAGGGCGAUCGGGUUGACGUGGGGCUCGGAGGAGUGGGGGAGAAGGGGGAGAAGGGGGACCCCGGGGACCCGGGUGAGGAUGGCGCAAAGGGUACCCGGGGCGACACUGGCUCCCCCGGCCUGCCUGGAGAGAGGGGCGUGGAGGGCCCCCGCGGCCCCCCUGGUGCACGGGGUGACCCUGGGGACCGAGGCCUGCCAGGAGAGAAGGGGGACCGCGGCCCGCCGGGACUGGAUGGCCGCAAUGGGCUGGAAGGCAAACCCGGGCCCCCAGGCCCCACUGGGCUGCGGGUGGAUCCAGGGAAGCAGGGGGACCCUGGCCGGGAUGGGCUGCCUGGGCUGCGUGGGGAGCAGGGUCUGCCUGGCCCCGCUGCCUCGGCUUCCUCCCAGGGCAAACCCGGUGAUGACGGCAAACCUGGCCUCAGUGGCAAGAAUGGAGAAGACGGGACACCGGGAGAGGACGGGAGGAAGGGAGACAAAGGUGACGCGGGACCCCCUGGCAGAGAUGUGAGUACCUCUCCACAGAGGAGCGUGGUGAUGGGGGGUGGUGGGUACAUGCCCCCACCGGCUACAGACCUGGGCACCCAGGUCCUGGGGGUGACACUGCUCUCUUGGCAGGGCCACAGUGGUGCCAAGGGCGAGCAGGGGGACAGAGGUGUGCCAGGCCCCCUCGGCCCCCCUGGGCUCCCUGGCAUCCCGGGGCAGGUCGGCCCCCCAGGCCAGGGCUCGCCAGGCCUCCGUGGGGUGGCUGGACUGAAGGGGGACCCGGGGGAGCCUGGACUGCGAGGGGAGCCGAAUAUUGAACGUAGCCUGGAAGCGCUUGGCAUCAAGCCGGGGGAGCCUGGCAAGCCGGGCAUCCCCGGGGUGCCGGGCCGGGCUGGGGAGCUGGGGGAGGCCGGGCGGCCUGGCGAGAAGGGUGACCGGGGUGAGAAGGGCGACCGGGGCGAGCAG
Pygoscelis adeliae (Adelie penguin) is the source of this 3033-nucleotide messenger RNA. Its product is annotated as collagen alpha-1(VII) chain-like. The annotation marks the transcript as partial. The record is from RefSeq and is a predicted model, not a curated record. Lineage: Eukaryota; Metazoa; Chordata; Aves; Sphenisciformes; Spheniscidae. Gene Ontology annotation, molecular function: protein binding. The transcript has 39 exons.